GUUUCACUUCCCCCAUGGUGAGCGGUAUUGGCUGACAUAACGUUGAGUGUUAAGUCUCCGCCUCUGACAAGCAGAGAGAUCCCGGUGAAGAGAGCAGCAUGGGGAAGGGAAGCCGGGGCUUGGCUCUGUUUGCAUUGGUGGAAUAAAGAGUUGGCGCUUGCCGGACAGAGUGAGUUUUUAAUCCCGUCAGGGCUGGUGUUGAGCCGGCUUGGCCAGCGAAGCAGAGGGCAAGUGGAGUGAAUGCUUGUUCCUCACUGGAUCCACACGCCCCAGUGUAGACCGAUGCUGUGAUACAGUGCGAAAGAGAAGGAAGCUGAAGGCAGGGCGCAUAAAUGAAGACUGAGACAUGGAAAGUGGACGAAAGACUAUAGCAGCGCUGUAGAAGGACGGGCGAGCCGUACAGAGGUCACAAAGGUACUGGUGGUAGUGGGGAAAUUGUUUAAAUAGCGCUUCCCUCUGAGAACCCGGAGACUCAAAAAGGAGACAAACACAGAGGUCGAAGAGGACACUGCAAGGACUGGGCAGCUAACUGGCAACUGGGAAAACCGACUCGAUUUUUGUUGAAAAAGUCUUUACCCCGAGAACACUCAGGGCUGUACGCAGGCAACAAGUGGCACAAGGUCAUAUAGCUCAUCUGGUGACUUUUUGACCCAUGCAGGAUACAAGGUUUUACACCUAAUGCUGUGCGUUGAGGGUACUAAGAGGGUCGCAGAACCAGGAUUGGUUUUCGGUCUGUCUGAUCAAGGUGCCAGCACGUGUCCUAUCAAUGGCAAUUUCCUUGAUCCUGUGAAACCUGUCAAGCUGGACGCCACAGCUGUCAGUGAAACGACCUCGGCUGACACUCUGUCUGCCUCAGAGACACUUAAUUGCCCAUUUCUAGCCUGCAGCACAGGCUCCAAUGAGGUGCACUACGUGAGUGAGGCAGUUUGCCCAGAAGAUGCUUCCACCAGUGAUGCACAUAGAGAUGCCUGCACCAUUACUGAUGUGUGCAACAGUACUGACCUUCCAGAAGUUGAAAUCAUCAGUCUACUGGAAGAGCAACUGCCUCAUUACAAGCUAAGAGCUGAUACAAUUUACGGUUAUGACCACGACGACUGGCUUCACACCCCUCUCAUUUCUCCAGAUGUUAAUCUCGAUCUCACCCAUGAACAAAUAGAAGAGACGCUGAAAUACAUGCUUCUAUGUGCUGAAAGAGUGGGCCAGAUGACUAAAACAUACAAUGAUAUAGAUGCUGUCACCCGCCUGCUAGAAGAGAAAGAGCGUGAUUUAGAGUUAGCUGCACGGAUCGGUCAGUCUCUGCUAAAGAAGAACAGGACACUAACUGAAAGGAAUGAACACCUUGAGGAGCAAGUGGAACAUGCCAGGGAGGAGGUGUCUCAACUCCGUCAUGAGCUGGCUAUGAAAGAUGAGUUACUACAAUUCUACACUAAUGCGGCAGAAGAAAGUGAGAGUGACUCCACUUCCUCCACACCGUUGAGACGGAUUGAGUCUACCUCAUCUGUACAGAAUUAUUUUCAUUUGGAUUCUCUUCAAAAGAAGCUGAAGGAUCUAGAAGAAGAAAAUGUUGUUUUAAGAACAGAGACUUGUCAUCUGCAGACCGAGACCAUUUCAUAUGAAGAGAAGGAGCAGCAGCUUGUCAAUGACUGUGUGAAGGAGCUAAGGGACGCAAAUCUCCAACUUGUCAAUCUCGCAGAGGAACUGGCAAAGAAGACUGAAGACUCAGCGCGCCAGCAAGAGGAAAUUACUCAUCUGCUGUCACAAAUAGUCGACUUGCAGAAAAAGUCUAAAGCUUAUGCGGUAGAAAAUGAGGAACUUACUCAACAUCUGGGUGCGGCUAAAGAUGCCCAACGGCAGCUCACAGCUGAGUUGCGAGAGCUGGAGGACAAAUAUGCGGAGUGUAUGGAGAUGCUGCAUGAAGCACAGGAGGAAAUCAAGAACCUGCGUAACAAAACCAUGCCAAACAGCGCACCACGACGCUAUCAUUCACUGGGCCUGUUCCCUUUGGAUUCUUUAGCUGCUGAAAUUGAAGGGUCGAUGCGUAAAGAACUGCAGAUGGACACCUCGCCUGCCCUGGAACAAAGACAUCAGCAGAAACGGGUGUUUGAAACUGUACGCACAGUGAAUCAAGCUGUCAGACAAAGAUCGCAGGCACCGUCACCAAUGAACAUCCCAGGGUCUAACCAGUCCUCCGCAAUGAACUCUGCCUUCUCAAGCUGUGUCAGCACUCCCCGGUCUAGCUUCUACGGUGGCGACAUCACCAGCAUAGUCAUAGACAACAAGACGAACAGCAUCAUUUUAGAAACCGAAUCAAAUGAAAUAGGAACUGAGGACAGCGAUAAGAAGCUAGGGCAGCCAGGGACCCCCGGAUCCAAGGAUUUACAGGCGGCUCUCCGGCGCCUUUCUCUAAGACGAGAGAACUAUCUCUGUGAGAGGAGAUUUUUCGAAGACGAACGGGAGAGGAAGUUGCAAGAGCUAGCAGAAAAAGGGGAAAUCUCGAGUGGCUCUGCGACACCAACCGAAAGCAUCAUGUCUCUGGGAACCAACCUCUCUGGGAUAUCUGAUUUCACGAGGUUUUCAGGAAUGUCUUUCAGCAGCCGUUCAUACCUGCCAGAGAAAUUGCAGAUCGUAAAGCCCUUGGAAGGUUCAGCAACUUUGCACCAUUGGCAACAACUGGCCCAGCCAAACCUGGGAGGAAUCCUUGACCCACGGCCUGGUGUUGUCACCAAGGGCUUCAGGCCUCUGGAGCUGGACACUGAGCAGGUGUACCAUUUAACAGAUUAUGAAGAAGAUGAACCCGGCGACCCUGCUUUCCGGGGCCUAGCUACCUCAACCCCGGUGCAGCACAGGGAGACCUCAGGUGAGAGGUCGAAUGAACAAGUGCCUGUAUCACACAGCAAGACGUUAGUGAUGCAGUAUCAGCCAAACACAGUGGAGACACAGGAGACAGCGGACGGUGAUGAGGCUUCUGUCCACUAUCCUGGUAAAUGUAUGUCACACACCAGCUCCACCUUUACCUUCACAACCUGCCGCAUUCUUCACCCCUCUGAUGAGCUCGCACAAGUCACUUCAAGUGUUCACUCUGCACCUACUCCAGUCUGUGGGAUCUUGAAUAAUAUAAAAUCAACUCCAGUUGGUACACCGUGUACACCUCGACGCUUGAGCUUGGCUGAAUCCUUCACUAACCUCCGGGAAGGUACAACCACACUGAGCAUCUCUCUGGGCCUGGUUAAGUUACUGAAGGAGCGAGGGAUCUCAGCAGCUGUGUACAACCCGUACAGCUGGGACAGGAUGGGCCUCAGCACCACUGCAAACUUCUGCACUCCCAAACCAACCUUUGUACCAUCCACCCCACCCAACUCGCCAUUGUAUUCCCUGUGCCCGUCUCCACCUCCAUUUGAAUGUAAGGGCACUUGCAGUCACUAUGACAAUUUCCUGGCCUCCAAGCCAGCCAGUUCUAUGUUAAAGGAAAUGAGAGGGGACAAACCAGUGAGGCACAGCGAAAGCCAGACAGAUGUGAGCAUCUCCAAAAUCAACCUGGUUGACAAAGUGAAGAGGCUUGGCAUUGCCAAAGUUGUUCAUCCAGGCAUUACGCCAGUGCAGGAGUCUUCAAUGAUGGACGACAAUGGACCCCUUCUUAACAGGGCCCCAGGGUCAGUGAAUACUUUUCCCCAGGGCAGUCUGGUGGGUGAGAGCCUCGCAUUAGGCUGCACUCAAGUGGUCACUGGUGCUAUUGGAGGGAUUCAGCUGAAUACUGGCAUUCGACGGAAUCGCAGUUUCCCCACAAUGGUGGGUGCCAGCAUGCAAAUGAAGGGACCUGCUCCCAUGAGUUCAGGAAUCCUUAUGGGAGCCAAAAUACCCAAACAGACUAACCUACAAUAAGGGUUAAGCACAGUGUUGGUUGACUACCGAUAAAACUGACUUUCAGUGUUUGAUACAUUGACUUAGUGCCUAAUAGGAAUAGAGCAAACUUUGUAUAAUUAUGUACAUAGAUUUACAGUCUGAAAUUCAUUUAAGCAACUAAUUUAAUUUAAGGUCUUAGCUAUACAUAUAUGUAUAUAUAUAUAUAAAGGAAGUACUCUUCUGUGAUUUAAAACAUACACUCACAUUGAAGUGGAUGUUCUAACAUUAACUUUUUAAUGAAGGCAGGUAGAUUGAAUUUUGCACUGUAUAAUGAUUUGACUACACAGUACAAUCAGACACUUUGAGCUGCUUUGUACUAACUAUGCAGUCCAUUUCAGUGUCAUCACUGUACCUGUUAUGGACAUGCAGAGGACAUUGUUUUAACUAAUGCACUGUAUUUUAAAGAAAAAUAACUUGUUUCAUUGUAUGAAGCAUCGUUUUUAAAGUGUGUGUUUUUGCUAUUAACUUGUUUUGACAGCCACAUUUAUUCAUGUACUGAGCUCCUUAUUGAAGGUUAACUAUAGUCUGUAGGUGUGUGCAAUGGAGUAAGAUUAGCUCUAAUAGUAAUUACAGAAUCCAGUGUUUGUGUGACUUUUAUAUUCACUCAUUGAUGCACGAUGUGAGGGGAAAGGGAACUUAAAUACAAAAUUCCCAUUUGCACUGUUAGUUGUAAAUACAUGUUGGUGUCAAAACUGUUCACAACCAACAGCCAUCAGGCCCCAUUGAAUCUUGAGUUUAUUUUCUCUGACUGAGGUGACUCGCUGUGGUCUCAAACAUUUAUUUGAUAUAUUUUGGAAACAAAUAAGACUAUUACUGCAUGUGUUUUAACUGCCUCCUUAUGAUUUCUUACUGUGCAAGUUUUUUUAAAGUGAAUAUUGAGAUUCAGUUUCUAGUUUUACACCACAUUGUGAAUAUUGGUCCCCAGUGAUUGAAUUUCUAUUAAUUUGAAGCAGGGAGGGGAGUGAUUUUGAAUGUAUUGGAUGAUGAAGCCAGCCUGAUAUGGUUCCCUAUAUUGUAGGUCACUACUUGUCCAUUAGACAUUAUGUUAAAGGAAGAUGCCAAUUGUAAACAUACAAUCAAGGGGAGUUUCUCCACAAAUCAGGCCAUGAACGUACAGGGACACAAUAACACUUUAAGAAUGGCAUCUAAUGUAUAAGACAGUUUCAACAGUAUCAAUUCAUCUUCAGAGGAGUUGGAAUAAAUCAGUGUAAACUACUUAAAAA
Messenger RNA from Rhincodon typus (whale shark), 5123 nucleotides. It is a transcript of the gene trak1a, whose product is annotated as trafficking protein, kinesin binding 1a. Lineage: Eukaryota; Metazoa; Chordata; Chondrichthyes; Orectolobiformes; Rhincodontidae. The record is from RefSeq and is a predicted model, not a curated record. Gene Ontology annotation, molecular function: GABA receptor binding. The transcript has 18 exons. Gene Ontology annotation, biological process: anterograde axonal transport of mitochondrion; neurogenesis; endosome to lysosome transport. Gene Ontology annotation, cellular component: dendrite. Bases 679 to 3879 code for a protein of 1066 amino acids.